AUGGCUGAAACAAUUCUUGUGAAUGGUGUUGGGGAAAUCUUGAAGGUGCUGAUCUCUGUGGCUACCCAAGAGAUUGACCUCGCAUGGGGUGUGAAGGAAGAUCUGGAGAAGUUGAGAGACACCUUGACUUAUAUCCAAGCAUUAGUGCAGGAUGCUGAGAAACAACAAGUAGAAAAGAAGGAUGUGAGAGAACUUCUGAGAAGGCUUAAAGAAGUAGCUUAUGAAGCUGAAGACGUAUUGGAUGAAUUUUAUUUUCAUAAAGUACGACUUCAGGUUUCCACAAACAAGGUAUGCCCCUUCUCCUCAUCCUUCAUUAAUGUUGGUUUUCGUCUUCGAAUGGCUCAUAAGAUUAAGGACAUAAACAAGAAGUUUGAUGAAAUUAAAAGAGACUUGGAUUUUUUCAAGAUUAUUAAGGAAUCUGUGACAGCAAAUCUUCAGAACAAUAAAACCCCAGAAACCUUUGCUUUUGUAGCUGAUUCCGAGGAUGUUAUUGGAAGGGAAGAUGAUAAGUUGAAGAUAAGAAAUAAGUUAAUUAGCAGCUCUGACACCCAAGAGAUACUUUCAGUCCUUACCAUAGUUGGAAUGGGAGGGCUUGGAAAAACCACUCUUGCCAAAUUGGUCUAUAAUGAUGAUGAGGUAACCAAGUAUUUUGAUUCAAAAUACUGGGUACAUGUCUCUACAGAUUUUGAGCUGAAGAAAAUUUUAAUACAAAUCACAGAAGCCAUUACCCGUGAUACUUGUCAAAUAUCAUCCCUUGAUGUGAUUCAACAAAAUCUGAGAGAAAAAUUGAAUGAGAACCGAUUUUUGCUUGUGUUGGAUGAUGUAUGGAAUUGUGAUGCUCAGAAAUGGGAUAUGCUUAAGACUUCCUUAAGCAUUGGUUCUAGGGGUAGCAAAAUCAUUGCUACUACUCGUAGUGAUGAAGUUGCAUCAAUCAUGGGCGGUUCACUUCAAACUUACCAUCUUCAAUGUUUAAUAGAUGAUGAAUGCUUGACGAUUCUUAAGAAUAAAGCAUUUGGAAAUGGAGGGAUCCAAGUGACUCCAGAAAUGGAGGCUAUUGGAAUGGAAAUUGCAAAGAAGUGUGAAGGUUUACCUUUAGCUGCAAAAGCAUUAGGAGGCAUAAUGCGUAAAAAAAUAGGUGAAAAAGAAUGGGAGUCAAUAAAGGAUAGUGAAAUUUGGGCUUGUCAUAAAGAUGAAAUCCUUCCUGCACUGAAGUUGAGUUACGAUCAUAUGCCAUCAUAUUUGAAACAAUGUUUCUUAUAUUGUUCAAUAUUUCCUAAGGGUGAAUAUAUCUUUAAAGAUCGGCUGAUCAAACAAUGGAUGGCCUUAGGGUUCCUUCACUCGUCAUCAUCAUCAUCACCAUCAUCAAUAGGAGAUGAAAGGGUUCUACCAAAAGAAAAAAAAGGAGCUAAAAAAAGGGCAAUUGAGGAAGAAGAUAUUGGAAAUGACUACUUCAACGAAUUGUUAUGGCAUUCCUUUUUCCAAGAUAUUGAGAAAGAUGAUUUUGGUGAUAUAAUCAAGUUCAAGAUGCAUGGACUUGUAUUUGAUUUGGCACAAUUUCUUUCAAAGUCUGAAUGUGUGAUUGGUGGGGCUGAAGAAUUAAAAAACAACUCUAGUGUUUUUCAUUUAAGGCUGUCUCUGGAUCGAGAUAUAAAAAUGAUUCAAAAGGACUUACGUAAGGCAAGGAAUUUACGUUCAUUGCACUUGCUAUGCACAAUAAAAAAUCCACCUUCCAUUGAUGCCCUUCACAUUUUGUUCAAGAGAGUAAAGCGCUUGCGUGUGUUAGAAAUAUCAAAUUGUGGAAUCAAAGAGUUACCAUCCUCCAUUAAGAUAUUGAAACACUUAAGGUACCUUAACCUCAUGGGCAAUCCAAUUGAAGCAUUACCUGAAUCUAUCACUUGCCUUUACAACUUGCUGACAUUGAACCUUUAUGAUUGUCCUCUAAAAGAUCUCCCCAGAGAGAUGAGGACAUUGGUUAACUUGAGACAACUUUUAGUAAACAAGAAAGGUGGAAGUUGGAGUCAAAUGCCAUUAGAGCUGUGGAGAUUGUCUGAACUCAAUGAAUUAGAGUCAUUUAUUGUGGGCCAGAAUGAGGGACAGAGUAUCAAUGAAAUCCAAUACCUAGAGCUUCGAAAUUUUUUAUCCAUCUACAAUCUCGAGAAUGUGAGAAAUAGAAAGGAAGCGGAAGAGGCGGAAUUAAUGAAAAAAAAAAAUCUUGUUGGGUUGGGGUUAUCAUGGGGAAGUUGUGAUUUGGGUGAUGACAAAGACGAUGUAUUGCAAGCACUUCAACCUCACUCAAAUCUGAAAAAGCUGUCAAUCAGAAACUAUGGAGGUGUAAAAUUUCCUGGAUGGAUAAUGAGUACCACCAACUUGGUAAAACUCUAUCUACACAAUUGUGAGGGAUGGGAACGUGUCCCACCAUUUGGACAAUUACCAUUUCUUAAGGUUCUAAGUGUAAAAGGAAUGAAGAAGAUGAAGAGUCUUGGCACCGAGUUCUAUCACGGGGACAGUAGUAGUAGUGGUAGUAGUCAAACUGCCAUUACUGUAACAGCAUUCCCGUCUUUGGAAGAGUUUUCUCUUGGAAAGAUGCCCAGCUUAGAAGAAUGGGUGGAACCUCAAGCUUCUCUUCUUUCCUUCCCUCGCCUUGAGAGGAUAUCAAUAGAAGAUUGCCCAGAGUUGAAGAUCCUGCCCAGCCAGUUUCCUUUGCUUAAACUACUCAAAAUCAAAAAAAGCAAUGGUAUAUUGCCAAGAUUAGUCGUGCAGGUACCCUCUCUCACCAAACUCUUUAUAGAUGAUGUUUCUGAGUUGAAGUUCUUGCCCCAAGGAUUAUUGCAUGACAAGAUCCAAGAAAUAGAUAUUCGGAAAUGCCCAAACUUUGAAGCAGUUAUUGAGCCAGUCGAGAAGAGUGUGCAAAAGCUUCCAUCAUCUCUUGCACUCCUAAACAUUAGUGAUUGCCCUUCCCUAAUGUCACUGCCAGAUCUACAAGGCCUGCACUCCAUUCGGAAAUUCUAUUUUGUAAGGAAUGAAAAAUUCACUGGCUUACCAGAGAUUCAACACUUCCGCACCCUUGAAUUUUUGAGUAUUGGUGGCUUUUCAGAGGAGCUGGAAUCUUUUCCUAACUUAGAGCAUCUCAAACAGUUGGCAUCCCUUCGAACUUUAGUUCUAAUUGGCUGGUCCAAGCUUACUUCUCUCCCGGACCAACUUCAAAGUCUCACCCAAUUAGAAUAUUUGGGAAUACAUGACUUUCAUGAAAUUGAAUCUCUGCCGGAGUGGCUUUGGAACCUUUCUUCACUUCGAACGCUGCGUCUUAAACAGUGCAAGAAACUAAAGUAUCUUCGAAAUGAGCGAGGACUGCGAUGCAUCACCGCUUUGUAUGUUGAAGGUUGCCCCUUUCUCGUAGAAGGAUGCACCAAGGGAAGACGCAAGGAGUGGUCAAAGAAUGAACACAUUCAAUUUGUCCAAAUUGAUGGCCAAGUUAUAAAUCCAUUGAGUCUUUCUUCGUCAGGUUAAAUGCAAAAAGAUGGUGAGUUGGACUACAGCAUACUUUCGUUGAUUUUGUUUCCCUUUCCCAAGCAUGAGUCAAUUUAAUUUG
Molecule: messenger RNA, 3589 nt
Organism: Telopea speciosissima
Lineage: Eukaryota; Viridiplantae; Streptophyta; Magnoliopsida; Proteales; Proteaceae
Product: putative disease resistance protein At3g14460
Exons: 2
Coding region: 1-3507 (1168 amino acids)
Biological process (GO): defense response to other organism
Molecular function (GO): ADP binding; protein binding
Source: RefSeq, a predicted model, not a curated record